CGGCUGGCCAAGUUGCCUUUAGCUUUAGGGUUUGUUUCCUCACACUCGUCGGUCACUUCCUGGUCUGCUCUGCUCACCCUGUGUGGUAUUAAAGUAAUCACAACACCUGUGUCCAAAACCUUCCUCCUGGAGUCAACAUUCUCUGUUGCCAGAGAUGGUGGCCUCACACACGAGUCUGGCCGAGUCCAACCCCGAGCCGCCCAGAAGCAGAACACUGCCCGAUUCUGGUUCCAGCUCAGAGAAGGAGGAGGAGCAGACACCGAGCAGGGAGGUCAGAGAUGAGGGCAGGGUGAGGGAGAGGAAGAGAGAGUGGGACAGACGCUCAUCGUGCUCAGCUCAGACCGCGAGCAGUAGCCGCCUCAGCAGCGUGGGUGAUGACUCAGCAAACAAGAGUGAAACUUCAGUGACCCCCAGUGGCGCAAAAGGCAUCGCGGACUCACCCGUGUACAGCAUAGCGGCGUUCCAGGAGAAAUACCACGAGUACGACCUGCUUGGCGAAGGAGGAUGUGGCUGUGUGUUCGCCGGAUUCCGCAGGGCUGACAAUCUACCAGUGGCGAUCAAGCACAUCUCAAGACAAAACCACAUUUGCACACAUUUUGAUGAGAACGGGAAGCUUGUUUUCUCGGAGGUCGCCAUCAUGGCCAGAGUAGCUUCCAAGAAAAGCAGCUGUGUGGCCCUGCUGGACUGGUACCUCCUGGAGCACGAGCUCAUUCUGGUGAUGGAGCGCCCGGUCCCCAGCAUGGACCUGUUCAUGUACAUCAACACCAAGUGCAAACGGCCCAUGACGGAGGGAAUGGCCAAGGUCAUAAUGAAACAGCUGGUCACUGCAGCCGUGGGACUGGCCAAGAAGGGCGUCUAUCACCGAGACAUCAAGACGGAGAACGUUCUGAUGGAAACCAACUCCGACUCCCCCAGAAUCCAUCUCAUCGACUUUGGCUUCAGCGUGCUGGCGGAGAAGAACGCCUCGUACGACGUGUUCUACGGCACCGCCGAGCAUCUGCCUCCGGAGUGGUACACUCAAGGCAGCUACCGCGUGGAGUCGCUGACCGUGUGGCAGAUCGGAGUCGUCCUGUUCGAAAUCCUGCACAAAGGAAUGUUCGAGACGCAGGAGUACAUGCAGCUGAAGAAGAGAAGCAGGCGGAAGCUCUCGGAAGGGUGCCAGGACUUCCUGAACAAAUGCUUGACCGUAUCCCCCGAGCAGAGGCCCACUCUGGACCGGCUCCGCUACCACCCAUGGCUCCGAAUCCCCAAAAAAUAAGUGAGGGUGACACGGCAAGUCAAAGAGAGUGUUGAGGAAGGGCAUGAACACACAGUGCUGCUGUCAAGGAGCCACACAUGACACACAUGGGCAACUUGGGGUCUCCAGCCAGCAGAGUUUCCAGUCUGUGGUCCAGACACACCUCACCCGAGGGGCCCUCCAAAAAUGUCUUACAUAACAGGCCAUAGCUGAACCCAAACAUUAGUCACGAUGUGAGUGCACAUCACACACUUUCCAAUAAACAGA
Molecule: messenger RNA, 1504 nt
Organism: Synchiropus splendidus (mandarinfish)
Lineage: Eukaryota; Metazoa; Chordata; Actinopteri; Syngnathiformes; Callionymidae
Product: serine/threonine-protein kinase pim-1-like
Exons: 9
Coding region: 155-1258 (367 amino acids)
Biological process (GO): protein autophosphorylation; regulation of mitotic cell cycle; negative regulation of apoptotic process
Cellular component (GO): cytoplasm
Molecular function (GO): protein serine/threonine kinase activity; ATP binding
Source: RefSeq, a predicted model, not a curated record